AUGUCCAAUAAUCUACAGAGGGUCUUCCUGAAACCCGCAGAGGAAAAUUCAGGCAACGCCUCGCAUUGUGUUUCAGGCUGCAUAUACCAAGUAGUUCAGACGAUUGGCUCGGAUGGAAAAAAUCUUCUGCAAUUACUUCCAAUUCCUAAUACCUCUGGAAAUCUUAUACCGCUAGUUCAAUCUUCAGUCAUGUCUGAUGCUUUGAAAGGCAAUACAGGAAGCCCAGUUCAUGUUACUUUUCAGACUCAGAUUUCCAGCUCUUCCACAAGUGCAUCAGUUCAGUUGCCUGUUUUUCAGCCAGCCAGUUCUACGAACUAUUUUCUUACGAGAACAGUAGAUACAUCAGAAAAAGUUAGAGUUGCUUCUGUGGGAACUGAAAAUUUUACCUCAUCAGUUUCUAAACUUCAGAGUCAUGGUGUGAAAAUUGAUGGACUCACCAUGCAAACAUUUGCUGUUCCUCCCUCAACACAAAAUGAUUCAUCUUAUAUUUUAGUAAAUACUCAGAGUCUUCCGAUGACUGUGAAGUCUCCAGUUUUGCCUUCUGGGCAUCAUUUACAGAUUCCAGCCCAUGCUGAAGUGAAAUCUGUACCAGCAUCAUCGUUGCCUCCUUCAGUUCAGCAAAAGAUACUUGCAACUGCAGCCACAAGUACCUCAGGAACAGUUGAGACCUCCAAAAUACCAACUGUUAUUUAUGUAUCUCCUGUAAAAACAGUGAAAAAUGUAGUUACCAAGAACUUUCAAAACAUUUAUCCAAAACCUGUUACAGAAAUAACAAAUCCAGUGAUACUAAAUACCACACAAAUUCCAGUGAAUGUUGCUACAGAGACACAAUUAAAAAGUGGUCAGCAUUCUCAAGCUCCUUCAGUGAAAUGGAUUUUUCAGGAAACCCUCCAGCCUUGCACUCCAUCACUUGUUCCUGUUAAGUCUUCAAAUAACGUGGCUUCAAAGAUUUUAAAAACCUUUGUAGAUAGGAAAAGUUUGGGAGACAACACUGUAAAUAUGCCACCACUGAGUACCGUCAGCCCUAGUGGGAUACAAUCCAAAAGUAUACCUAUUAAAGAUAAUGCUUUGGUUAUGUUUAAUGGGAAAGUCUAUCUGUUGGCUAAAAAGGGGUCAGAUGUUUUGCCAUCACAAAUUGACCAACAGUAUUCUGUUUCUUCUGAUAUUCCACCAAGAAAAGACACAUCAAAGAUAGUGAGUUCAAGUCCAGUCAGAGACAUAUCCAGAGAGGUUGUAAAUAUUGUCUUGGCAAAAAGUAAAUCUUCCCAGAUGGAGACAAAAUUACUUCCAAAUAUCCAACUUGCUUCCAUGGCCAGACUAAGCACAGAGAAGAAUAAAAAGGUGGCGCAACCAUCUCUUCCUACCCCAUACCCACAUAAUAUGAACCAAUCCAUUAACUACUUAAAACCAAGUAAGACUUUAUUCACAAAGACAGUCUUUGCAGAUGGAUUUAGUACAGGACAAAAUACCCCCAGGAAAGGAAAUAUCAUCCAGAGCAUAGAGAAAAUAAGUUCCUCUAUUGCUGCAACAACUGUUACUUCACAACAGGGUGUUUUCAGAGACCAAGAACCAAAGAUUCAGAAUGAAAUGGCAUCAAAAUUAGAAAAAGAUACUCAAGAAAGAAAUGAUAUGAAAGAUACUCAAGAAAGGAGUAAUAAGGCAUUAUGUCUGAAGAAUGAUGCUGAAUUUAAAAAGACAUUUGGCCUCACAAAAGAUUUGAGAGUGUGCCUUACUCGAAUUCCUGACCAUUUGGGCUCUGGAGAAGGUUUUGAUACAUUUAGCAGUUUGGUGAAGGGUGAUACUUAUAAAAAGACAGAGUUUUUGGUGAAGGAGGAAGAGAGAAAACAGGGUUUUGAUAGAAAAAGAAAAGCAAAAACCAUUAAGAAGAUGGACUAUUCAAAGAAGAGAAAAAACGAGAGUGCUUGUAACUCAGCUGUAAAUGGGGAAACUAACAUUGCCAGUUCCCAACUCCUUAGCAGUAUUUUACCAUCUUCAAAGGUAUCACACCAUAACAGUCUCACAAGCCUCAACAAAACCAGAGAAGGAAAGAUAACUGAGGAAGAACUCUAUAUUCAUGACUACCAGAAGGAUGGCACAAUGAGUUCAAAUCCAACUUCUGAACAAAGUCAUUCUUUCAGUAAAAAUUAUACUGAAGAUGUUUUCCCCAUGACACCACCAGAGUUAGAAGAAACCAUUCGUGAUGAAAAAAUAAGAAGACUUAAGCAGGUACUGAGAGAGAAGGAAGCAGCUCUUGAAGAAAUACGUAAGAAGAUGCACCAAAAAUAA
Molecule: messenger RNA, 2286 nt
Organism: Orycteropus afer afer
Lineage: Eukaryota; Metazoa; Chordata; Mammalia; Tubulidentata; Orycteropodidae
Gene: LRIF1
Product: ligand dependent nuclear receptor interacting factor 1
Exons: 4
Coding region: 1-2286 (761 amino acids)
Biological process (GO): regulation of DNA-templated transcription
Molecular function (GO): nuclear retinoic acid receptor binding
Source: RefSeq, a predicted model, not a curated record